Penicillium atrosanguineum is the source of this 1452-nucleotide messenger RNA. RefSeq lists its product as uncharacterized. Gene Ontology annotation, molecular function: RNA polymerase I general transcription initiation factor activity; TBP-class protein binding; RNA polymerase I core promoter sequence-specific DNA binding. The record is from RefSeq and is a predicted model, not a curated record. Gene Ontology annotation, cellular component: RNA polymerase I core factor complex. The transcript has a single exon. Gene Ontology annotation, biological process: transcription initiation at RNA polymerase I promoter; nucleolar large rRNA transcription by RNA polymerase I. The coding region runs from base 1 to 1452 and encodes 483 amino acids. NCBI's taxonomy places the organism in Eukaryota, Fungi, Ascomycota, Eurotiomycetes, Eurotiales, Aspergillaceae.
AUGGCUCCCCGCCUGGCCGCAUCCAAUUUUGCCUUGCCACUGCCGACAUGGGCGCAGCCGGCCAGUAUUCGCUCCGAACACUAUGAUCGAAAGCGAAAGAAGAGCGACGAUUGGACCGAUGAAACAGAAGGAGACACGACAGAUGCUGCCUCGGUGGCAGACUCUGCAGCUCCCGAUUCGCCUCUGACCCUGACACCCAACGAGUCCCAUCAAUAUCGAAUCGCCGGUCUCUCCUCCAACCAGGAAUUGCCGAGCGGUAAUUUUCCGCAUGCACCUGGGUACGACAAGGACUAUGUCUUCAUUAGAAGGAAUUUGCCAGGUCAACUUCUCGGGAGUUUACCUUAUUUGGAUGUCCCUCUCUAUCCCCCUCAGUCCGCGGCACUCCAAGGCAACAUUCGCCUGCAGCAUUUGUCGGCAUUAACUGCCAUUCUACAUCGGUCUUUGCUUCAUGGGGACUAUACUCGAGCUGGAAGAGCGUGGGGGCUAUUAUUGCGAGAUGGGAUUCGAGGAAUGCCCUUGGAUAUACGCGCCCAAGGCAGGUGGGGAAUCGGUGCUGAGAUUUUGCUGCGCCGAGGCCAGUCAGAAUCUUUAGAGAAUGCUGAUAACCGCACGCCCAAUAGCCUUGGUGACCACGAUUCUGCUUCGCCAUUCACCAAAAAAGGAUUUGCGGAGGCAAAAGAGUAUUAUGAAAGGCUCAUUCUGAAUCACCCUUUCUCGAAACCUCAUCCAAACUCUAUCUCUGCUUUGCAUUUCUAUCCCGCCAUGUUUGGUCUAUGGAUUUAUGUCACGCAGGAAGAGAGCAAAAUGGCAAGGAAAAACGUGCUUGAGCGUGACCUGUCCGUCGAAGAGCCUUCGGACGGGGAAGACUCCGAAAAUGAUAUGGAACGCCGAGAGGCCGCCAAAAGAUACACCAUUACUGCAGCCGUCAGAGCGAAAGAACUAGAGCAAGCGCAACUAAUUGCCACACGCAUGGAUACGCUUCUCGGGUCCCCUCCGUACGCCGACUCUCCACAAUUACUAGAACUUCGAGGCAUGGUGUCUCUUUGGAUUGGUGAUUUGAUUGUCACGUCCUUGCCAAGGCUUAUCGAGGACUCGGUUGAUAAUACCGAUAAAAUGACCAACAACAGCGCGCCUGGCUCUCUGGAGGCAAGGCGUGCGCAAAGGCUUGCGAUGGAACAGAAGCAAUCAGAAGUAGACAAGGCGAAGGAGUUUUUGGAGAAAGCGAAAGACCGAGGAAGGUAUGUUGCAAUCAAUCUGGAGCAUUUCCAUAUUCACGAAUCCUCUUCUCCUUCUCCUUCUCCUUCUCCGCCACCGUCACCCAUUGACUUGGUGGAUGCUUCUUCGCCCACUCACUUGUCGGAUGACUUCUCGUCGGACGGACCGCCAAAUGCUCCAUCUGUUGACUCGAGGAGUGGUACUUCGCCCGGUGACUUGAUGGAUGAUGGAGAAUAA